ACUUCAAUCUGUCACUCCAUUCGUCUAUGAUCAACAAAUAAUGACAUCCUCAAACAAACAGUUCAAUUGAUAAUAAUUGAUACACAUUUUUUCGGUUAAUUUAUGAGAAUUGCCACACAAACAAACUGUUUUAUUUGUAGCUAAUUGAAUUACUACCCGAAAUUGUAUUUCAUUCCUUGUCAAACCCCAGAAUAUUAUAAUGUCUACCCCUAAAACGAAAGUUGAAGGUGAAAAACAUGCAGAGAUUGGAGAUGCCGAGGAUCUCGAUAGGGCUGGUGAAUCUGCACCUACAGUGAAUGAAAUUAUGAUAAUCGACCCAGAUACUCUGGAACUAGAUCUAAAUCACGGGAGGAUUGGGAAAAUGCAAAAUCUAGAACCUUUACGAAACAUAGAAAGGUUAUAUUUACGAUGGAACUUCAUAAAAAAGAUAGAAAAUAUUGAGACACUCACUACUCUUGUUGAAUUGGAACUGUAUGAUAACCAAAUCACAAAAAUCGAAAAUUUGCAUACAUUAGUUAAUUUGGAGAUGUUGGACUUGUCAUUCAACAAAAUCAAAGAGAUUGAAGGACUUGAACAUAAUUUGAAUUUGAAAAAAUUAUUUCUAUCUUCGAAUAAAAUUCAUAAGAUAAAGAACGUGAAACACUUGAAAAAUCUUGAGUUGCUAGAGUUAGGUGAUAAUAAACUUAGGGAAAUUGAAAAUAUUGAUGGUAUGACAUCACUUUCUCAUCUUUAUCUGGGCAAAAAUAAGAUAGCCAAGAUACAAAACCUUGAGACCUUAUCUAACCUCAGAUGUCUCAGUUUACAAAGUAACAGAUUAAAACAGAUUGAGAAUUUGAACGAUCUAGUCAAUUUAACAGAGCUCUAUUUGUCUGAGAAUAUUCUUACGAAAAUUGAGAAUCUUGAUAAUAACAUAAAAUUGGAAACUUUGGAUUUAGCUCAAAAUAAAAUAACCAUUAUUGAAAAUUUGGAGCAUUUAGCUGAACUUGAGGAGUUAUGGAUGAAUGAUAAUGAUAUAUCAGAUUGGGCAUCUCUUCAAAGUUUGGAAAACAACAAGAAGAUAGCCACAGUUUAUUUUGAAAGAAAUCCCUUUUCUCAAGAUCCAAUGUACAGACCAAAAUUAAGGAGAAUUAUGCCAUCUCUAACUCAAAUUGAUGCAACCCUUUGUCGUUAAAUUAAAACAAAUAUACUAUAAUUAAGUGUAACAUCAUUAAAUUUUCAUAACACCUAACAUAAGUAUCAUGAGUUGGCAACUACUAAUUUUGUUGAAAAACUGUGCAUUCAGUAAUUUUCUGUUUCAGUUGAUUCAAGAAAAUUUAUUCUUCAUUAUUCGGGUUUCUGCAUGAAAUGAAAAUAUUAUUAGAAUUUUUGUUGUAUGUAUUGUAAGAUAUUAAAGUAUUUUAAAAAU
Molecule: messenger RNA, 1405 nt
Organism: Coccinella septempunctata (seven-spotted ladybird)
Lineage: Eukaryota; Metazoa; Arthropoda; Insecta; Coleoptera; Coccinellidae
Gene: sds22
Product: protein phosphatase 1 regulatory subunit 7
Exons: 5
Coding region: 200-1171 (323 amino acids)
Molecular function (GO): protein binding
Source: RefSeq, a predicted model, not a curated record